AAGUUGGUGGCCUGAUUUUAGUUCACGUCUGUCAGAUGGUGAGCAAUGCAUUCCAUUACAGAACUCUGUCUUAUAGACGAGAACAAUGAAAGACAAGAAAGAAUUUCAACCACCAUUUAUCCCUCUGCCAGUCUUAUGAAUCACAACUGUGAUCCAACCGUGAUCAAUAGUUUCCAAGGUAAUACGCUGAUUGUGCGAGCUAUCCGUAAUGUUCGCCAAGGAGACGAAGUAUUCAACUGUUAUGGACCACAUUAUCGCCGAAUGAGAAGGACUGAAAGACUAGAAGCUCUAGAAGCACAAUACUGCUUCACUUGCACCUGUGAUUCUUGCCUCGAUAAAAAUACUGAAGAUUUCCAGGACGUUAUAUAUUCAUUCUCGUGCCCGUCUUGCCAAGGAUCUCUAAUCAACCCCACCGGAAAUAAUUCCUCCGCUCAGAAUCAGAUGGCCCUAUGCAGGUCGUGCAAAACACCUCAAAGUUAUUUCACCCAGCUAAAAGCGGAUUUAGAGGCAGUGUCACUUGAUGCCAGAGGAACGGAAGCGAUCGAUCAAGGAGAUAUUAUGAGAGCAAUCAAACUGUUAACUAAGUGCGUGCAAUUACGUAGCAAAGCUCUGUUCAAAGGGCAUCCGGAUUUGGGAAAGAGCGCUGACAAGUUGGCCCAGUGUUACGCUUUUAUAGGGAAAUACGAAGAAUGCGAGAAAAUGCUACGAAUCUCUCUCACCGCUGUUGAGCAUCUCUAUGGUCGGUACAGCAUUGAAAUGGCAAAUGAGCUGUAGAAAUUCACGGAUAAGUUGAUGGAGUUGGCGUCGGGCAGAAAUCAGCGUGCGCGUGAUGAGCUGGUUAAUUAUUUAGAAGAAGCAAUGCUCAUCUACCGAAUCUACUACGGUCCCUGGAGCACCAGUUACAAAGAGUUACAAUCCAAAAAAGUCCAUUUGACUUCUCUGUUGAUGAACUAAACCUCGAGUUAACUUCAUGCGAAAACAAAGUUUCUUCAAUUUACAAAAUCAUUCGAGUUUAUAUGGAAAACCAUGAAUGAAAUCAAACAAAAUAAAAUGCAAAUAGUACCAAGAAGGUACUUCAGAAAACAUGAA
Molecule: messenger RNA, 1089 nt
Organism: Daphnia pulex (common water flea)
Lineage: Eukaryota; Metazoa; Arthropoda; Branchiopoda; Diplostraca; Daphniidae
Product: SET and MYND domain-containing protein 4-like
Exons: 5
Coding region: 46-774 (242 amino acids)
Molecular function (GO): protein binding
Source: RefSeq, a predicted model, not a curated record